AUGAAUGAUCCAAGUACUAGCCAAAUGCAGAAUGUAUUGAAGGAUAGGAUUAAAGACUUAAAAAACGAAACUUCUGACCUUAUGAAAGAAAUUGUAGGAUAUAUCGAUGACGGAAAUAUGAACGAAUGUUUAAGAAACUUAGGAAAUUUAGAGGAUACGCUAAAGAAUACUUAUGAGUUAGUGGACAGACUCUCUGACCGUAUAGAUGAGUUAGAGCGGAAUGUGAAUGAGCUAAAACAGGAAUUAAACAAGUUGAAGGAUCAAGUAAAAUAUGUGAAAUUUUUUGCUGAUUAUCGAGAUUGGGCAAAAAUAUUUAUGCAAUUGUUAAUAGAAAAGCUAGGAGGAACAGAUAACUGGCAUAAGGCGGAAACUGGUCUUCAUUAUCGCAAUCGUAACGAGCCAAUGACAGAGAAGGAAUCUGAAUGUGUCGAACGAUUAACGAACUUAUUAAAAGAAGAUACAGAUAUUGGAUUGGGUUUCACUGAUAUAAAGUUAUUAUUAGAAGUGAGAGAUACUAGUAAUAUUAUGUUUCAUAAGAACAAUCAAACUUCGAGAGAAGCUGAAAUGAAACUUUAUGCUGAAACACUUCCUGAUAACUUAAAGAUAUAUAAACCACCAUUGAAGAAGGCCUUUAAGACAAUUAGUAGAUGGCGCUCAUCUUAA
Molecule: messenger RNA, 663 nt
Organism: Funneliformis geosporum
Lineage: Eukaryota; Fungi; Glomeromycota; Glomeromycetes; Glomerales; Glomeraceae
Source: the annotation of a GenBank genome assembly